Molecule: messenger RNA, 1725 nt
Organism: Pungitius pungitius (ninespine stickleback)
Lineage: Eukaryota; Metazoa; Chordata; Actinopteri; Perciformes; Gasterosteidae
Exons: 7
Coding region: 540-1442 (300 amino acids)
Cellular component (GO): cell-cell junction
Source: RefSeq, a predicted model, not a curated record
GCUAGUGCUGCAACUCCUGUCUUCAAAAUUCAUUAGCAUUCAUUUAUUUUAUUGUAUUUUACUUUGAAACCCCUUUUUCCUCAUAUUUCCCACAGCUUUAGAUAUUGAAUUUGUUUUUUGAAGAAUUCAUUCAUCAUUUCAGGAGUUGCGAAAAGAGAAAAAGAUUAAUUUAAAAUCAAUAAAAGACACCACUGUAUUUCAUAGUGUCAACAUUCUUCUGCCAACUUUUGAAUUACAUUUUAAGGUUCAUAUAGACAUUUACUGUACAUUUGGUUUGGAAAGACAAGCUGCACUACGUAUACUGCACACCAUCAUGGGCAUCAUGACUAAAUGCUCUCUAUGGAGCAGCUGCAGUAAUGUAUGUCACAAACUAAUUGGACUACACGCUGACCCAGUAAAGCUCUAUAUGAACAUUUUCCCACACGACAACUUUACAAACAGACAGUGGGAGGUGAGAGUGACGACAGGAGAGGGUGGGGUUGGUUGUACUGCUCAGUGGAGGAGGAGGGGGGGGGGGGGCUCUCCUCUCUGCUUCAGCCAUGGGUUCUUCAGGGAGAUGGAUGGUCUGGACCCUGUGUGUGUGUUUCACUGCCCUGCAAAACGCUGCACUGAGGGUGACCGUGAGGGAAUCGAGUCUGCAGGUGGUUCAAGGGGACGUCGUCGUCCUGCCCUGCUCCUUCUUCACCUCCACCCCCCUCUCCAGACUCAACGUCAUCUGGACCCUGGCUCCCUCGUCCAGUCCCGAAAGCCCGAUACAGGUGAUCACGUACGACCACGGACAGGUGAUUGAAGCCCCCUCAUUCAUUGGCAGGGUGGGUUUUACAGGCAUUCCUUGGAGUGCAGAUAUUGCCGUGAAUGACACGCGUGUCGCGGAUGCAGGUACGUACCGCUGCGUGGUCAAUAACCCGCCAGAGACAGCGGAUCCCGGCAUCGGAGAGCUGGAGCUCAGCGUUCUGGCGCCGCCUUCGCUGCCCGUGUGCCAGUGGGAUGGAGACAUCGCCGCGGGAGGAAGUGUCACGCUGUCCUGCUCCGUGGUGGAGGGCGUCCCGAGGCCCCAAAUCCGCUGGGAUAAAGUGAAUCCAGGAGAAAUCGCACUUCCCAUCAACGUGGAAGGAGAUCUGCCAGGCUCCGUCCAGAUCGUCAACGUGUCCUCGGAGACGUCGGGCCUCUAUCGCUGCUCUGCCAAGAACCUCCUGGGGACGGAGAACUGCUACGUCAACCUGUCCGUGCACACGCCACCGGACCGGUCCUCGGGGCUCCUGCAGGCCGUGCUGAUCACCUUGUCCAUGAGCUCGGUGCUGGUGGCGCUUCUGGCGCUCGUGCUGUGGCUUCACCGCACGGGACAGGACGGGAGGGAGGGGGGAGAAGAGGAGGGGGAGGAAGAAGAGUGUUACAAUGAGAUACGAUAUACUCCGUCACUGAUGAAGCGUUCGUUUGUUUGACAAAAUGCUGCUUACUCAGGGAUGAAACUAAAGACUUGAGAUUGUGUUUCAUCGAAGUAAUUGAUUUUGGUCCUUUGGCUUUUUUCAGUGCUCCCUGCAUGCCACUGUACAAUAUCAGACUUUUCUAAAUAAAUGGCUCAUCUUUCCAGUUUGUGUAGUAUUUGACUUACAUAAAGGAUUCAUAGUUACAUACGUUCAAGUAUUUACAAACCAGACGUAUGAGGGAAUUCUCUAACCCAGUAUUAUAUUGUUUUUUUUAAAUGACUAUAAUAUGGUUUGUCAU